Messenger RNA from Paramisgurnus dabryanus, 966 nucleotides. Its product is annotated as protein yippee-like 5. NCBI's taxonomy places the organism in Eukaryota, Metazoa, Chordata, Actinopteri, Cypriniformes, Cobitidae. The record is from RefSeq and is a predicted model, not a curated record.
CUGAAACCGAGUCUGCCGGAAGAGCAGAAAGAAAACAAACAUAGAAGCUACGAUGUGCACGAGCUGUGUGGAAAUAAGCAACAAGCUGAUACAAAACAAGAAAAAACUAGCGCUAUAAAGGGUCAGGUGUUUGUGUGCUUGCUGUUGUUGAAGCUAUGGGCCGCAUCUUUCUCGAUCACAUUGGCGGAACGCGGCUCUUUUCCUGCGCUAACUGCGACACCAUCCUGACCAACCGCUCCGAGCUCAUCUCUACACGCUUCACGGGUGCCACAGGCAGAGCCUUUCUCUUUAACAAGGUGGUGAAUCUGCAGUACAGUGAAGUGCAGGAUCGCGUGAUGCUGACCGGCAGACACAUGGUUCGUGAUGUGAGCUGUAAAAACUGCAACAGUAAGUUGGGCUGGAUCUAUGAGUUCGCCACCGAGGACAGUCAGCGCUAUAAAGAAGGUCGUGUGAUUCUCGAGAGGGCGCUGGUGAGGGAGAGCGAGGGCUUCGAGGAGCACGUGCCCUCCGACGCAUCCUGAUGGGAGUCCAUCUCCAAUAUCUCAGCUCAACUUUUCUUUUAUCACAUCUAGUGAGGCUUUGUGAAAAUGUUUUGUCUGUGUAUUUCUCCUCAGAAACACGACGUGAGCUACCGGUGUACACGUUAAGUUGUUUCUGGUUCGGCUGCUGGUUAGACGGCACCUCUGGGCUUCUUUAACUUUACUCAAUUUCAGAGUCAUGGGAGUCUUAGUAUUAAAACCAAUAAGCAAAUGCAUCCGGCAUUUCAGUCCAAAAGGAUUUGUAAAGAUUAAGAGUCCUUCCUAGAGUUUCUGACCUAGUGAACACGACCAGAUUACUAGCAGUUAAACUCUUCUUUAUUGAUAAUGUGAUGUGAAUGAUGAAAUUGCAUGUGCAAAGUACACACACACACACACACGCGCGCGCGUGCCCGUGCUCAUGCUUUCAUUAAAAAACACAGUGAGGUUA